CUCAAAGGGCCCGCUGCAGAUCUCAGUCCAUUCGCGUCGGGAUUUGGUCGGCAAGACAGUUCUGUGCAUGAUGCUGCUCCCUGUGCACGGCCCAUCUCUGCUGCUACUCAUCCUUUCAGCCGUCUGCACCAGCGUCGCCUCAUCUCUCAUCUCGAGGAGCCAUGCUGCCCCGCGGCGGCCCGCCUUCAUCGCAUCUCCACCCUUCAUGCCAUCGACACGACGUGGCGCAUUCAGACACACACCACGAUCACCAUCAGCGCUAGAGGCGACGCGCACGGCCACGCCCCCCACCGACUUAGAGCUCAAGAAGAGCCAGCUGAAGGAGGUCAUUGCCCGCGAGUACGCGUCGAUGUUUGACCCGAUGGAGAGGCAGUUCUACACACCACAGGUGGAGUUCAUCGACCCGCUCAACAGCUUCAAGGGCGUCGACAAGUACCAGGGCAACGUCGACUUGCUCGGCGGGCGGAGUUUGUUGGGCAGGGUGGUGUUUCGUGACGCCUACAUCCACCUGUACACCUUCACAGACCUGGACGAGUACCGCUUUGAGACGAGGUGGACGCUGGGGCUCACCAUGAAGGUCCUGCCGUGGCAGCCAGAGGCCGUCUUCACAGGUAGGUCAGUCCAUCCAGAACAGGAGGGAGCAGAAGACAGGACAGCUGACGCAGCGUCGUUCUCAUGUGCUUCCUUGGCGCCUUUCAGGCAUAUCUCGGUAUACCAUCGACGACGAGGCCCGUGUGGUGCAGCAGAAAGACUUCUGGGACAGCGUCAACCUCGAGAGUGGCGUCUAUGAGGAAAAGCCCCGCACUCUCGGCAUCGCUGACCUCAUCAUGCAGCUGCGGCCACAGCCAGACCCCCUCAAGGCAUCUGCACGGGAAGCGCCCAGCGAGCUGCUGCGGCGUGCCAAGACCUACCAGGUGCGUAAGUACGGGGCCCUCAAGGGGCUGUCAACCACGGCACUGACGGGCGCCGAGGGCAACCUCACCCCCGAGCGCGUCAUCCACGCGGAGGAGAAGAUCGAGGGCUAUGCCGCCGCCGCCAAUGCCGCCAGGGGCAGGGCGGAAUUUGUCCCCUGCCUGCCCUACAUCGUCAAGUACGAGCUGGACGGCGGCGACGCGCUGCUGGGAAGGGCGUCGCUGGCGACGGCAGGCACCAAGUGUGAGAUCUUCGGUCCCAUCCGUGGGCCGGGCCCCGACUGGAUGCCCAUCCUCCCCAAACCCACCGACCCCACCCUGGGGCUGUCGUCCAGCGGCUCGUCCAUCCUGGCCUCUGCUGUGGUGAAUGACCCAGGCAACUGCCGCGACAUCGAGACGAGCAUGCAGAAGCUGGUGGGUGACCUGCAGAAGGACGGGCUGCUGCCGAGGGACGAGGGGGAGCUGUGUGAGUGCGUGCCUCGAGUGUUUGUGACGCGGGGGAUGAAGCUGAGUCGGCUGAGGCACGAUGAGGUGUGGAUACCCCUCCCACCUGGCACACACCCCUGGCAGGCACUGGAAGAGUGAGUGAAGAAACAGACAGGGGCCGCGUAGGGGAGGCUGGGGGCGGUGAGUGCCGUGCCUGUUCGAGAGAGUGGUCGGGCGAAUGCAGCACAGGCAGCUCAGGAAGGAAUGACUAGUAGGGUGACCAGUUUAUGGUGUACGUGUUGUGUGAGUGUGUGCGUGAGUGUGGACGCGAUGUGAUGCGUGGAUUGGAUGCAUUGAUUGCAAUGCAAUGCAAGUGCGUCCGUCCGGGCCGUGCGGAGGAGGAGGGAGAUUUUGUCUCAUCGAGUGUACAGAAAGAAAGCCUGAGGGAGCGAGGGAGGGAUCUGUCCAACUGACCGAGGCAAUCAGAUCAGAUUCCUCCGCCCGUCUGCCUGCCUGUCUGUCUGUCUGCUUGCAUGUGUGUGGAUUUCUCGUUUGUGUGCGUGCUGUGAGUAGAGAGGGCGUCAUACAAUACAUGCGUGUGUGUGUGUGUUGACCUGCCCCAUGGACUGGAGGUGUCUGAAUGUGUCAGUCAGAAUAUAUAAGCCAACUGGCUGUUUACACAGAGAGAGACAGAGG
Vitrella brassicaformis is the source of this 2033-nucleotide messenger RNA. The record is from the annotation of a GenBank genome assembly. NCBI's taxonomy places the organism in Eukaryota, Vitrellaceae.